CACCGCGCUAUACCUUACGUACUCUGUCACAGACAGUACAUGGCAGCGUCCACGGAAAGCAUGGAAAACGCAGCCGCCUCACUUGAAGUGGUGUUGGAGUCCCUUCAGAAAGGGAUUGUAAGCGGCACGGAGCUUGAAAUGAUGCGGAACCUAGCGACUUUAUUUCGUGAACAGCCUUUCAGAGAGAGUGCUGAUGGUUAUUUUUUUCACAACUUACUUCAAAUUUUGUGCCAAGCAACCAAAGUCAUUCAGCCACACUACAUCACUGAAAAGUGUCUCACACCCACAGAUGAGUUUCUCCAGGUGACAACUGAGUGCUUUAGAUGUCAAAGGAAUGCCUGCGUUGAGUGCCCCAAAAACCAGAGUAGUAUGAGGGAUUUAGGUUUCAUUGAAGUCACCAUCAGAAUUCUUGAUAAACUUCAAAAGUUGCCCACUUUCCUCUCCCACAAAUUGGAAGCUUUAAGGUGUGGUAUACAGUUUCUUGGAAAUGCUGCUGCUGGAAACAGGGAAUGCAAAGAGGAUAUUUGGAAACUUACAUUUCCAGAUUUUUUUGUGACUUUUCUUGGAUAUGAUGAUGAAAAGGUUGUGGCAUAUUGUUCUAUGGUACUCUUCACUUGCCUAGAUGAUGGAAAAGCAGAACAAUUUUUGAAUGACAAAGGAAUAGAAGUAGCCUUUCAGAUUAUCAAUCAGUGUGCCAAACAACCAGAUUUGGACUGGCUAGUACUGAUUAUCACCCAAUACCUUCUGAAAUCCUUUGACCUGGUUGAGCAAUUAUAUGGAAAACUUAAUUAUCAGGAAAGGCUUAGGCUUCUUGAAUUAGUGUAUUCAGAAGUUGAAGAUUCUGCAUCAUGCAUGAAGGAAUCUGUUGUUUCUGAGAAACUAACAAUGUUCUUAGCCGAUCAUUUUCAGCAGAGCUGCAAAUCAAUUUUAAAACUAGAAGAUGAAACAGCUGAAGUUGAUGAGGAAUGUCAUAUUAUAAUAAAAUUAUUGAAUAUUCUUUGUGAGAUGACAUCUGACAUAAAAAAGUUCAUGUUUUUGCAACAAUAUCCAGAGAUCCUGAAGAUAACAGUUGAACUAUUGAGAGAGGUACAUCUCAGUGGGAAAAUGAAAAAGAACAUUUUCAGUGGGACCCAUGAUUUUGCACAGAUUAGAACAGUGUCUCAUCCUGCUGUUGGGUUUAAAGCUUAUCUCAUCCGACUGAUUGGAAAUUUGUGUUAUAAGAACCCUGAAAAUCAAAAUAAGGUUCGGGAGUUAGAUGGAAUACCUCUCAUUCUGGAUAACUGUUGUAUAGAUGGCAACAACCCUUUUAUAAACCAGUGGGCAAUAUUCACCAUCAGGAAUGUAUUGGAAGAUAACCAAGAGAAUCAAGAAAUUAUAAGGCAAAUGAAAAGUCAAGGCGUGGCAGAUCUUUCUGCACUCAGAGAUCUGGGUUUUUGUGUGGAGGAGAGAGAUGGACGGCUAUUGUUGAAACCAGUGAAGAAAGGAAAGUGAUUCAGUUGGAAGAACGGUGUGUAUGUUGUAAAUAAAGGAGUACAUUUGUAUUGUGGAAGCUUUAUACCUUAAUUUAAACCAGGAACCAUGCAUUACCAUUAGUAUGAUAAUGUUUCCCUCAUGCAUUCAAAUGUAAAUGGAAGUUUGAUAAUAAACAUGUAAUUUAAAAUUGUGAUAUUCAGAAAAUAAAUGUCUCUCUUUUAAUUAAAGAUGGUGAAGUUACAUAGUGAUAAUAGGCAGUCAUUCUCUGUUAUGUUGUCAUGGCUUUCAUAAAGUGUGUUCCAAAGUCUGAUUUUAAUUAUGCACCAUUGCUUUGUACCAUCUUAAUUAAAACAUAUUUUGUAUGAGUCUUUUAGCCAUGUAACCUUAUUAGAACAUGGAUUGCACAUCAGUAAAUUAAUAAUUCACUAAUAA
Messenger RNA from Erpetoichthys calabaricus (reedfish), 1905 nucleotides. It is a transcript of the gene atxn10, whose product is annotated as ataxin 10. Gene Ontology annotation, cellular component: cytosol. The transcript has 11 exons. The coding region runs from base 40 to 1491 and encodes 483 amino acids. The record is from RefSeq and is a predicted model, not a curated record. Gene Ontology annotation, biological process: neuron projection development. NCBI's taxonomy places the organism in Eukaryota, Metazoa, Chordata, Cladistia, Polypteriformes, Polypteridae.